Molecule: messenger RNA, 729 nt
Organism: Drosophila ananassae
Lineage: Eukaryota; Metazoa; Arthropoda; Insecta; Diptera; Drosophilidae
Product: keratin-associated protein 19-2
Exons: 2
Coding region: 91-480 (129 amino acids)
Source: RefSeq, a predicted model, not a curated record
ACUAAUAUAAAAGAGCCAUGUCCGCAGAAGUGACAGCAACACAAUUGGAUCGGCUUGGAGAGUGACAGCAGGAAAAAUACAAACAGCAGGAUGUUUCAAAAACUAACACUGAUGACCCUUCUCUGCCUGGCUGUCAGUUGCCUGGCAGCUCCUGCCCCCGAACCAGCUCCAGAGCCCGCUCCUGCUCCGGCUCCUUCGCCCAGCAUCGGCUUGGGCUUGGGCCUGGGACAUGGCUAUGGCUAUGGAGGAAUUGGCUUGGGACUGGGUCUGGGACUCGGUGGCCACUAUGGCGGAUACCACGGCUUGGGCCUGGGCCUGGGCUACCACGCCCCCAUCAUCUCCAAGACCAUCAUUGGCAAGAGCUAUCUGGGCGGCUACGGACUGGGUCACGGCUAUCUGGGAGGCUAUGGACACGGUCUUUACGGACAUGGUCUGGGUCUGGGAUAUGGUCUGGGCUAUGGCUAUGGUCAUGGCUGGUAGAGAAGCAAUGUCAUCCAGAGCCAUAAAAUGGAACUCAAGUGGAGUCAAGGCGAGCGUGCAGCAUGUGAGAGUUUGCAGUGAAGUACAUCAAAAAAAUUACCGAUAGCCUUAAUCAGUCAAUCACUCAGCAAGUCAAUAAAUCAAUAAAACCAAAAAACACUGAACAAAAUUCUGUAGUAGAAAUUAAUAGAAUAAAUAUUAAGAAGCUUAAGCCUUGUAAUCAGUUCAAUAAAAAGUCGUUGUUUUAAA